Molecule: messenger RNA, 3708 nt
Organism: Coregonus clupeaformis (lake whitefish)
Lineage: Eukaryota; Metazoa; Chordata; Actinopteri; Salmoniformes; Salmonidae
Product: nuclear factor NF-kappa-B p105 subunit
Exons: 24
Coding region: 290-3076 (928 amino acids)
Biological process (GO): non-canonical NF-kappaB signal transduction; inflammatory response; response to cytokine
Cellular component (GO): cytoplasm
Molecular function (GO): protein binding; DNA-binding transcription factor activity, RNA polymerase II-specific; RNA polymerase II cis-regulatory region sequence-specific DNA binding
Source: RefSeq, a predicted model, not a curated record
GUCACGUUUCUGAACAAUUGGAUGUUGCUGUCUUUUGUUGCCAGCAAGCACUGACAUAUUUCAUCCUCGUUUACUGAUGCAAAAUUAUUAAGCUAAAAGUUUUGUAUAAUAUGAAAGUUUGACGAUAGAUACUGUCACUGUUUUGAUUCGGUCAAAUCAGUUCACCAAAGUAUGGCGCACUAAUGUGCAAAACUCGACUCCUCUGAUUGGAUUGGGACUGCAAUUGUCGAACUUUCAUGUGGAUGUAGGAAUCGCAUGUGACCUAGGUCUUUGUCUUCUCUCAGACACCAUGGCAGAAGAGGAUGCUUACCUGGCUCACCCACAGUACUUUGACAUAGAGCCACUAUGGGAUCCUCUGAAUUUCCCUCCCAUGUCACUCACCAACUCACUCCGGACAGCAGAUGGACCUUACCUCCAAAUCAUUGAACAGCCUAAACAGCGGGGCUUCAGGUUCCGUUAUGGCUGUGAGGGGCCCUCUCACGGCGGGCUCCCAGGGGCCUCCAGCGAGAAGAACAGGAAGUCCUAUCCCCAGGUCAAGAUCUGUAACUACCAGGGGUUGGCACGUGUGGUGGUACAGCUGGUGACCAACUCUAAAGAUGCCCAUCUCCAUGCCCACAGUCUGGUGGGCAAGCAGUGUGACAAGGGCAUCUGCAUCGCAGACCUACAGCCCAAAGACUCCAGCAUCAGUUUCCCCAACCUGGGCAUCCUCCACGUGACCAAGAAGAAUGUGAGUAAGACCCUGGAGGACCGCAUGACUGAGGCCUACAGGAUGGGCUACAACUGUGGCAUUGUCAUCCACUCCGACAUAGAUUCCUUCCAGGGAGAGGUCCGCAUCCCCCGGGAGCUCACUGAUCACCAGAGAAACAUGAUCUGCAGCGCAGCGCACCAGCAGGCUAAAGAGAUGGACCUAAGCGUGGUGCGCCUCAUGUUCACAGCCUUCCUCCCAGAUAGUGACGGGGGCUUCUCCCGUAGACUGGACCCCGUCAUAUCAGACCCCAUUUUCGACAGCAAAGCUCCUAAUGCAUCCAACCUGAAGAUAGUGCGGAUGGACCGCACAGCUGGCUGUGUGACAGGAGGAGAGGAGGUCUACCUGCUCUGUGACAAGGUCCAGAAAGAUGACAUCCAGGUGCGCUUCUAUGAGGAUGAUGAGACAGGGCUGACAUGGGAGGCCUUUGGGGACUUCUCCCCCACUGAUGUACAUCGACAGUUUGCCAUUGUUUUCAAGACCCCCAAAUACAGAGACCUGAACCUCCAGAAGCCCACCUCAGUGUUUGUGCAGCUGAAGCGUAAAUCGGACAACGAGACGAGCGAGCCCAAGCCCUUCACCUACCACCCACAGAUCAUAGAUAAGGAAGAGGUGCAGAGGAAGAGACAGAAGACCCUGCCUAACUUCCAGGACUACAGCGGCCAAGGUGGAGCAGGGGGCAUGUACCGGGGACCAGGGGGAGGAGGCUCCGCUACGGGGGGAGGACCCGGCUCUGGGGGAGGAGGUUACUUCCAGGGCUAUUCCACCUACAAUAACUACGGCACUGGCUAUAGCGCUGGCUUUUCCCCUGGCAUGAGUGGUGGCGGAGCGGGUAUUAAACAUGCUCCACAGGGCAGAGCGGAGGACAGCGAUGAUGACAGCGACGUGGACGAUGACCCGUCCUCAGGGGCAGUGGUGGCGGUCCAAGCCCAGUCGGAGGAUGCCUCUGCUGGGGAGACAAGUGAGGAGAGAGGGGCUGGUGUGGAGCUAGGACCAGGGGACAGGACUGGAGAAUGCGUGCUGGAGGCCAAGCUGGUGGAUGUGGCUGAGAGGCAAGCUGAAGCCCUCUUCCAGUACGCCGUCACUGGAGACGUCCGCUACCUGCUGGCUCCACAGCGCCACCUCAUGACGGCUCAGGAUGAGAACGGUGACACUGGUCUCCAUUUGGGCGUGAUCCACAGCCAGACAGACGCAGUCAGGAGUCUAGCCCAGGUCCUCUCUGUCCUGCCUGGAGAGGAGGUCCUCAACAUGAGGAAUGACCUCUAUCAGACUCCUUUGCACCUAGCAGUGAUAACCCAGCAGAAGGUGGCGGCCGAGGCCCUCCUAUUGGCUGGGGCUGAUGUCACUCUGUCUGAUCGCCACGGAAACACAGCUCUACACCUGGCCACUCAGCAGAAGGAGGGAGGGAUGGUGGAAUGUCUACUAAGACACAGAGAGGUGGUGGAACUAGUGGACCUCCCCAACGCAGCAGGAUUUUGCUCCCUCCACCUGGCUGUGCUGGCCAACAACCUGUGUUCCCUCAGGGACCUCCUGGUGAGCGGGGGCAGUGUGGAGGUCCAGGAGAGGAGCUGCGGCCGCACGGCGCUCCACUUGGCCACUGAGCUGGACAAUGUCUCCCUGGCAGGCUGCCUGCUACUGGAGGGGAAUGCUGAUGUGGACUGCUGCACCUACAACGGCUCCAGCCCUCUCCACAUAGCAGCAGGGCGGGGCUCUGUCAAACUGACCGCUCUCCUCAUGGCUGCAGGUGCCAAUCCUCACAAAGAAAACUUUGAGCCCCUGUUCUUCAGAGAGGAUGACUGCUGUGUGGAUGAGGAAGAGGAGGAGGAGCAGGACGAAGGCUACAUCCCAGGGAUGACUCCUCUUAACAUGGCUGCCACUCCUGAGGUAUUGGAAAUUCUGAAUGGCAAAGAGUACAAGCCAGAGACCACCAUCCCAGUCUUCAUCCCCCCUCAAGGCGACAUGCAGAGCCUGGGCUCAGACACAAAGCAGGCACUAUGCCAGGCCCUUGAGUGCCAGGGGGGGAGCUGGGAGAGUCUGGCGCACACGCUGGGGCUGGGCAUCCUCAACAGCGCCUUCAGACUCAGCCCCUCCCCCGCCAGCACGCUGCUGGACAGCUAUGAGGUAUCCGGGGGAAGGGUCAAGGACCUUUUGGAGGGACUCAGGACAGUGGGAAACUGCACCGCUUUGACAGUACUGCAGGGGGCACUGUGUGAAACAGAGCAGGCUCCCCAAAGCACCACAGAGCUCUUAGGACGUGUGCAGGAUCUAAAGCUGGAUGGACGGGAGGACAGCGGUGUGUGUGACAGUGGGGUGGAGCUCUCCACAGUGUGACUGCCAGAUUGGUUAAUCACACAUCAUGGCCCUGACCUUGUCAGGAUUUCAUGAGGCUUCUGCUUCCUAUAAGCAAGCUACAGACAUUUUCUCUCUGAAAGGGACAAUCCAGCAAGCACGUCUCCUCACACAUCAUGCUGAAUAUCUUAACUUUUUAUAUGGCCCAGUAAUGUUUUGAUAGUGGUUUUGUAUACGUAAACAUAAUAUGCAUGUUAUGUUUGCAUAAUGACAUUUCAGGAAACCUGAAUGUAAUCUAUUUGAAUCUUGUUUGUAUUAACAUCAUGAAUGUGUUUUAUUCAGGGGAAAACUCAGAGGUAACGGCAUGGUAUAAAUGUGGAAAAAAAAGUAUUUUUUAAAUAAUUUGUAAUUUAUGAGAUCAUUAGUUCAAAAAUUAUAUGAUCAGAAUUGUUCUUCCCACACUACAGUUAAUUUGGAGCAGAGCGGUCAAAAAUUCAGCCGAUUCAAAUAACCAAUUUUGAGUGUGGCACUCUGGACCUUGGCAAAGCCUGAGAAAAAUAAGUUAAACACCCCCAUGAUUUAUAAGGCAUAGACCCCAUACUGCAGGGCUGCCCAACCCUCUUCCUAGAGAUCUACUGUCCUGUAGGUUUUCAGUCCAACCCUAAUUUAGCGUA